UAGUCUAGUCUCACUCCUCAGUCCUCAACCCAGCAACAGAGACAGACAUGAAUUCAGCACCUCAUCUUCUUCUUCUUCAGCAAUCUCUCCCGCCAAUAUCUUCCCUACAAAACCCAAAACCCACACUGAGACCCUCACUCCCGGCGCAUAAUAGCACCCCCGGCGCACGAAAAUCCACACCAACUUACAUAACAGCUUGCGCCAAAACAACACGAAAAACAGGAGGAAGAAGAAAAAACCCUGAUGACUACCACGCCACUCUUACAGCUCUCAACUCCAAAGGCCGCUUCCCCAGAAAAUCACUCGGCCAGCAUUAUAUGUUGGACUCAGAGAUCAAUGACCAGCUUGUGGCUGCGGCCGAAGUUGGGGAAGGUGAUGUGGUGUUGGAAAUUGGGCCGGGAACUGGUUCUUUGACUAAUGUUCUUAUCAAUGCUGGUGCAACUGUGCUCGCAAUCGAAAAGGAUCCAUACAUGGCUACUCUUGUAAGCGAAAGAUUUGCGCAGACUGGUCAGUUGAAGGUUCUACAAGAGGACUUUGUCAAAUGUCAUAUUCAUUCACACAUGUCAUCAUUAUUGAGAAGUAUAGAGUCAUCCGGUGCAAGUUCAAGACAUGCAAAAGUAGUCGCUAAUAUACCCUUUAAUAUAAGUACAGAUGUAGUCAAACAACUUCUUCCAAUGGGUGACAUCUUCUCUGAAGUAGUUCUCUUACUCCAGGAGGAGACAGCUUUCCGCUUGGUGGAGUCAUAUCUGCGGACAUCUGAGUACCGGCCUAUCAAUGUCUUUGUCAAUUUCUAUUCAGAUCCUGAAUUUAAAUUUAAGGUCCCCAGGACAAACUUCUUUCCUCAGCCUAAUGUUGAUGCUGCUGUUGUUAAGUUUAGGCUGAAGCAACCUACACAGUAUCCCCCAGUUUCCUCUACUAAAAGCUUCUUCUCAAUGGUCAAUUCAGCUUUUAAUGGGAAACGCAAAAUGUUGCGGAAAUCACUUCAGCACAUAUGCACGCCCUCGGAGAUUGAAAGUGCUUUGGAAAAUGUUGGUCGACCUGCCACGUCAAGACCAGAAGAGCUAACCACGGAUGAUUUUGUGAAGUUGCAUAAUUUGAUUGUGAAGGAGUAGCUAUUUGUGCUUUCCCUGGAAGACCUGUGGUAUCAAAUGCAAGCUAGCCAGUUCCCCAGAUACUGCAUAUUUCGAAGAGUGAACGCAACAGUAUACAAGGCAAGCUGGACAAAUUCCAUUAUUCUGCUGAUGGAACGGGCAAAUGGGAAAAGAAAUGGAUCGUUAGCAGACUUGUUCUGCAAAACUGGUUUUCAGGGGCCCUAUCAGUACUACUUAAGCAGAAUCAUCAGUUCUUUAGUCCCUAAACCAUGUUCAUAGUCGAAAUAGUGAUCAUGAUUCGUGUAUUGUAUUGUAUAAAUGUUUCUCAUAUUAAGACUGAGAGACACAUUUGUAUCCCAUUUUUAAGAUAUACCAAAUUGUAUAUUGUAGUGGACAUGAAACUGUGUUUGUUGUAAGAAUCA
Messenger RNA from Rosa rugosa (rugosa rose), 1513 nucleotides. Its product is annotated as ribosomal RNA small subunit methyltransferase, chloroplastic. The record is from RefSeq and is a predicted model, not a curated record. Gene Ontology annotation, biological process: rRNA methylation. Gene Ontology annotation, cellular component: mitochondrial matrix. Bases 48 to 1112 code for a protein of 354 amino acids. Lineage: Eukaryota; Viridiplantae; Streptophyta; Magnoliopsida; Rosales; Rosaceae. The transcript is spliced from 10 exons. Gene Ontology annotation, molecular function: rRNA (adenine-N6,N6-)-dimethyltransferase activity.